Messenger RNA from Puntigrus tetrazona (Sumatra barb), 6700 nucleotides. RefSeq names its product OTU deubiquitinase 7B (gene otud7b). Bases 300 to 3053 code for a protein of 917 amino acids. The transcript is spliced from 12 exons. Gene Ontology annotation, cellular component: cytoplasm; nucleus. Gene Ontology annotation, biological process: protein K11-linked deubiquitination; protein deubiquitination involved in ubiquitin-dependent protein catabolic process; protein K63-linked deubiquitination. NCBI's taxonomy places the organism in Eukaryota, Metazoa, Chordata, Actinopteri, Cypriniformes, Cyprinidae. Gene Ontology annotation, molecular function: cysteine-type deubiquitinase activity; K63-linked polyubiquitin modification-dependent protein binding; DNA binding. The record is from RefSeq and is a predicted model, not a curated record.
UGUAGCGCCUUGGUUGACAUUGUUGUUGUUGUGGGAGUAAGAAUGUACUUAGUCGUCAAGUCUUUUUAAGACAAGAAGCCAGACGUGUUUUUGACAUUUACACAAAGCUGAAUAACACAUUACCCCAGGAGGAAGUGAUUUUCUGCGAAAGAAAGGCCCGGAGCGGGAGGAAAUGAGAGAGAAAUUCCGCGAGGCCGCUCGAGGUGUGGCUGAAACAGUCCUACUGCUGUGAGGGAGAAUUGAUCUCCUGUCUUUUCUCUCUCCUGAUGUCCCCUUCUGCACUGUAAAUUCAUGAUCACAUGACUUUGGAUAUGGACGCAGUCCUGUCCGACUUUGUCCGUUCUACUGGAGCUGAACCCGGACUGGCCAGAGACCUGCUGGAGGGAAAGAACUGGGACCUCUCGGCUGCGCUCAGUGACUUUGAACAGCUGAGACAAGUGCAUGCUGGGAACCUCUCGUGCACCUUUGCUGAGGAGAGAGAGUAUCCCUCCUUUGAAAAGGAGAUCGCUCGGACGGGACGGCCUCUCUUGCAUCGGCAAGAUGAGGUUGUUCAAGCAGCAACGGAGAAGCGACUGUCGAGGGGAAUCUCUCACGCCAGCUCCACCAUCGUCUCCCUGGCCCGCUCACACGUGUCCAGUACGGGCGGCAGCAACGAGCCACUUCUGGACACUCCACUCUGCACCUUCCAGUUGCCUGACCUCACUGUCUACAGGGACGAGUUCCGCGGCUUCAUCGAGAGAGACCUCAUUGAGCAGUCCAUGAUGGUGGCCUUGGAGCAUGCUGGACGGUUGAACUGGUGGACUCGUUUGGGGACUGGCAGUCAGAGUUUAUUACCUCUGGCUACUAGUGGUGAUGGGAACUGUCUGUUACAUGCUGCUUCACUGGGUAUGUGGGGUUUUCAUGAUCGAGACCUAAUGCUGCGGAAGUCUCUCUAUGCACUGAUGGAUCAUGGGCAGGAGAGGGAGGCUUUAAAACGAAGGUGGAGAUGGCAACAAACCAUGCAGAACAAAGAGUCGGGACUGGUUUACACAGAGGAAGAAUGGCAGAAAGAGUGGAAUGAGUUGUUGAAGCUGGCAUCCAGUGAACCCAGAAUACACUACAGCACUAACGGCAGCAACGGUGCCGAGUCACAGGAGGAGCCGGUGUACGAGAGCCUGGAGGAGUUUCAUGUGUUCGUUCUUGCUCAUGUCCUCCGCAGGCCGAUAGUGGUGGUGGCUGACACCAUGCUACGGGACUCUGGGGGAGAAGCUUUUGCACCAAUUCCAUUUGGAGGGAUUUACCUGCCCCUCGAAGUACCAGCCAACAAGUGCCACCGCUCCCCUCUCGUUCUGGCAUAUGACCAGGCCCAUUUCUCUGCCCUGGUCUCAAUGGAGCAGAAAGACAGUUCCAAAGAACAAGUAGUGAUUCCUCUGACGGACUCAGAUCAUAAGAUGCUGCCUUUGCACUUUGCUGUGGAUCCUGGAGAAGAGUGGGAAUGGGGCAAAGAUGACAACGAUAAUGUGAUGCUGGCAAGUGUAACCUUAUCUCUGGAGGCCAAACUCCAUCUGCUACAUAGCUACAUGACUGUCACCUGGCUUCCUCUUCCCUGUGAGGUACAGCAGGCCCCAUUGGCCCAGCCAGAGUCACCUACAGCAUCUGCAGGAGAGGAUGCCCGCACACCUCCAGACUCCGGAGAGUCCGAUAAGGAGUCCGUCAGCAGCAGUUCCAAUGGCAAUGGAGACAGCAGCACUACUGGAACCAGUGGCACAACAGGCAAAACAAGUGGUGGAUCUUCCAGCUCCUCUAGUUCAUCCAGUAACAGUUCAGCAGGGACAACUGGCACACUUGGAAAGGAGAAGGGGAAGAAAGACAAAGAAAAGGAUAAGGACAAGAAACGUGCAGACUCCGUUGCCAACAAGCUGGGUAGCUUUGGCAAGAGCUUGGGCAGUAAGCUGAAAAAGAAUGUGGGAGGCCUGAUGCCUGGGAAGAAUACAAGUGGAACUGGAUCCAAACAGGACGGUCAAGAGAAGAAGAAAGGUUCUCUGAGAGGUCGUAAGGGCAGUAAGGACAGCUCUCCCUCUAUUCAAACAGGCUCUGAGGACUCUGGGAAAGGUUCACCCUCCUCAACCAGCGAGCGACAAAAUGGAACCUAUUCUUCUGAAGGCGACCCUUUUAAGUACAGCUCGGAUGUGAAAGUGAGUCUAAGCAUCCUCCGAUCCGCUAUGCAAGGCGAAAGGAAGUACAUCUUCGCUGCGCUACUCACUACAAGCAACCGGCAGCCGUUUCAGGAGGAAAUGAUCCAGCGCUACCUGGUUGAUGCCGAGGAGCGCUUCCGUGCCGAACAGGAACAGAGAAGGGAAGCUGAACGGAAAGCGGCAGGAGGUCUUGCAACCACUGCUGGGUCCCAACUAAAAAAGGACGGGCCUGAGCUGGGUUACAGAAGUUUUGAAAGCAAGGAGGAAGUCACUGAUAACUCACCUCCUACUUUUAAUGCUUUGAAGUCGUCGUCUUUCAGCCCAGUGAUGUACUCUGGUGUGGUUCCAAUCCCCAGGCCCACCUUCAUUGACCAUUCUCCUACCCCACUCACGCAGCAUCUCCAUAUGCAUGGUUAUUUGGAUACGCGGCGGCAGCUGGCAGGAGGUUCUCCGUCAUCUUACCCAGGACUACCAUCCUAUGCUACCUUGCCCCGGCACUGCCCCCUUGCACAGGGCCCGCCCCAUACCCAGUACCACCCUCCCUCCACCAGCUUGGGUAGCCCAUCCCGUAUCAUUAGCCCUUGUCUGACGACUUUUCCCCAAGAUCAUGACCCAAUCGAUUACCCAACCGAACCUGCUGGAGGUUACACAAAUGGCUUGCGGGACUCACGUUUCACUUUGGACAGUCGCAAUGGGCCAAUGCCCGUGAGGCAUUACUCUUUAGGCAGUGCGGGUGGCCUUGCCAACCUGCAGUCCAGCAAAUGCCGAACGCCUACGUGCAAUUACUACGGCCACCCUGAGACAGGCAAUUACUGCUCGUACUGCUAUAGAGAGGAGCUGAAGAGACGGGAAACGGAGCCGGCCAUACACAGAUUUUGAAUGGACAAUCUCUGUCCCUAUAGGACUCAUUGGAGACCGCCGUGUGAGCCACAUCAUAUCCUGUUUGCGUGGAUCUUGCUUCAAGACAUGAGUUCGGCCUUUCUGAACCAGGUUGCUAAGACUCGGCGUCCGCAAUGAAUGGCCAUUGUGGGAAUAGGACUGCUGUUGUUACAUUUGCUGUGGCUCAUAGGCAGGAGCUUUAAGCUCCACCCACAUUUGCUUGACGUGGUCAUAUUCUUUCCUGUCUCCUUGUCUCCUCCUAGUGGCGAGAAUGUAGAGCACAGGCAAUAGACAUCGGAGCACAAUGUGCUACGCUGCAUUUCACGAACACUCCGCAUACCCCAAAAUACACGUUAAGCACAACCAGAAAAUGCGUAUUUAUAUCAGCUGCGUUUGUAUACAUAAUAAUAAUAAUAGACAUUUCAUGUAGGAUUUCAGCUGCAGUCAAUGUAAGAUUUGCCAUAUUGCAAGUGUAAGGCAAAACUACACUGUUAACUUCAAAUGAGUGUUAUCUGUAUUGGCCCAAUGCUACAAUAAUUGAACUUGCACCCCUUUGGAAGCCAUACCCGACUGGCUUGAAUUCGGUGAAAUGGUGCUUUCUCGCUUUUAAGAUGUUCAACUUAUGGAGCUGAACCUUGAUAGCCAAAGGUUUUGCUUUGGGUCUUUACAUGUCCAUAUUUUAAAAUUCACAGUUCUUUAUGUUCGACCAAGUGUUUCUACAACAUUUAAAAGUGCAAAACCUUUAAAAUUAUCGCAAAAAUGAAAUUAAAACCAGAUGUCAUUUUUCGAAAAUGGUACACCAUGCGGAAGAGUUACGUUAAUAAAUGAGUUCUAGGUACUCACAGGUCAAAGGGGGCUAAUGUUGAAACAAUUUCUGACGCCUUCAAAUGUUACCGGCUUAAACGUUAAUGAUCGAUCGCCCCCAGAGCAGUCACUGCACCAAAAUCAAGCACUUUUCUAACGUCCCGAGGUUGCGCGUGUGGGUUUCAGGCAGACAAUGAAUAGACUGUUAUGUUGCUGUGCUUCUAGUCUGGCAUUUCUCUCCGUUCUGGAGGGAGAACUGCGGAGGUCAGGGUUCGGCUGUAGGUGCCACUGUUGUGCACAAGCUCACUUGUUUCCUAGUUGCCUUUUCAGUCUUAUUUCAGGGGGAUUGUUGAACUGAAUUUCUACUUUCUGUUUGGUUUUGGAUUCACAGUGCUUGAUAUUUGUGGACGCUAGCAGAUCUCUCAGUAUCUCAAUUACAUGAUGCAUGGUGCAUCGACAUCAAAAUCUUAUUACGCUGUUGACUGACAUAAAAGCCAGCUAGUCGUACAAUUCAGCCAGAAACAAAAAUACUGUUAUUAACUCAGCCUUACAUGUCAUUCCAAUCCUGUAUGAUUUGCAAAUACAAAAGUAGAUUGUUCUUUUCCAGACAAUGGAAGUAAAUGCAGACCGAUCACUUAAUGUGAGUAACGGACCAGAAGUCAUUAUUCACAGAAAGUCUUCCGCUCCAUCUCGCCUAUACUGACAGAUUUGACGCCAGUGAUGACAAACGCCUUUUGGUUCGUGUGUCUUAACUGAGCACAGCGAGCCAAUGUGGAUGUGCGAACGAUAUUUUCAGAGCUUACGCUGGAGGGCAAAACUAGCAUACAUCACUUUUUUUUCGGUUUUCUCUGAAAACCAGUCUGUUACAUGUCACAUGUACAUGUUUACUAAUUUUGCUCUGUUAAAAUAUUUAGUUACAGCAUUUCGACUCUUUCACUUUCGUUGUGUGGAAAAGAGCAGUCUGAGCGUUCUGCCAGAAAGUCAUGCAGGUUCAGAACGACGCGAGGGUGAGGAAAUGACGAGUGAAUAUCCCUUUACCCUGUCUUUGCUCACGUGAAACGGGCUCUAUAGUACUGUAAGAGGAUGUUGCUGCUGUGAUCGCGUUCAUUUGAUGUGGGUAAGUGUUAGUGUUCUGAUGGUAGAUGUAGAGUUGGUGUUGUAGUCGCAGCGAACCCACUACCGCUUCUCAAACACCCGAUACAGAUGUAAUCAGUCGUAUGCAAAUAAUUGUGUAACUGUGUCAGCUCAAGGCCACAAUGUUCCUACAUUUGCAUUACUGGUUUGCACAAUUACAUAUAUGCUAGGUUAAUAUCCUAACAAAAUUUUAGCUUACCUCUUCAUCUGGUAUCUCCCGUGCGUUUGAAGCUGCACAUUCUCGGUUUAGAUUCAUUUACGUUUAAAGCACUAAAUUGUCUAGCAUCACUGACAGAGUGAUGUUUUGCAGCAGAGGGUUGCUGGUUUUGUUUUUCACCCAAAGACAGCGAGACAUGCCAUUCACCCUUUUAACCAAAAGAUGGCACACUUGUUUAGGUUUCCACCUUUGUGGAAAUCGACGCAUCCCUACCGACCUUUUGAGACCGAUUGCUCACGUUUUCAUAGUGUAAAUAAGGGAAGAAGAGUAUGCUGCUGCUGCUGCUGCUUUUAUUUAAAUAUAAAUUGGAAUUGACAGAUUUUACAAUUUUUAUUUUAUUUCUGUCUUACGUAAGGCAUACUCCGUUUACCCAGAUUUCCACUCCAAGUCGCGAAACAGGAAUUCAGCGUGUGAGCUUGUGUCUGUGUGUGCGUGCGUCGUCUGGUGAUUUGUGCUUUUGCAAACCUAUUGCAGCUUAAGGCACAAAACAUGAGGGAAUUGUCAGCGCAAUGACAACUACUCUCUAGUUGGAGUUCAUGUUCUCCUUCCAAUGUACUCGUCGCUUGCGUUUAACGGAUCCGGUUAUUUAACGAACGGAAAGCUCAUUCAGCCACCCCGAGCGUUGGACUUCAAUAAGAGCGCAAACAUUUUUGUAUUAUGAAAUAAAACUGUUGUAUAAAUACGUUCGAGUUAUUUUUGUAAAUCAAGCGCAGUUUUACAGUGUUUUUUAAAGAUACGAAUGUAUGCUGUAGGACCGUACCCCGAUUGGUGGUGGAGUCAGUAUUCUGGAGCGUACGACGAUGGCUGACAAGAGAAGCCUCUUAAGUCCAAGUGUUUCUUGUGAACAAACUAAUUUCUCCAUCAGUGAUCUGACAAGGUAUGAUUUGAAAAUAUAUAUUUGUAGUAAGAUUUUUCAAAGAGUUUGGGAUGUUUAGUUCUGAAACUAGGAUGUUCUUUCUUACGUGGCUAGUUGUCAAACAGACGGGCCUCCUGAAGAUUCCUAAUUUUAUUUCUAUUUUAAAAGAAAAUGAUACUUAAUCGGAUUUUGAGUACAUUUUUUUUUUUUUUUUUUUUUUUUUAACUGUGGCGGUGGAGUUCACCACCGUUGGUUUUCACACACUAAAUUCUCUUAUUUAAUACAGUGGGCUUUGUUUUGUUAUGAUGUAGCUUACUAUUUUUAUAUGGUAUGUUUUCAUGGAUGUGACAGAGCUACAGUCGACAGCAUUCUCGAAUUUGCAUGAGACUGAAACUGUUGCAUGUACAGAACUGGCAGAUGCAAUUUAUCUAAUCAUAUUUGUGCAUUACUUCUGGCUAAUUGGGCAAUUGUGUUUGUUUUCAGCCAUUUUUACCUUUCUCCUUGUUUGAGAGGUGACCCCAGGCUGUGUGACAGUGCAAUCUAGGUGGAAAGAACAUCUGAUUUUUAUGUUAGUUUUAUUUUAUUUUUUUCUUUUCUUUUUUGCACCGUUUUAAUAAAAUUCUCAUUGUAUUUAAA